Messenger RNA from Amphimedon queenslandica, 1722 nucleotides. RefSeq lists its product as uncharacterized. Lineage: Eukaryota; Metazoa; Porifera; Demospongiae; Haplosclerida; Niphatidae. The transcript is spliced from 12 exons. The record is from RefSeq and is a predicted model, not a curated record. The coding region runs from base 470 to 1633 and encodes 387 amino acids.
UUAAUAUUCUGUUAUUAGGUUCUGAUGAUGGAGGACAGUUGAGGCAAAGACCUUCUGCUGCUCCUAGUAAUGAAUCAAGUGGAACAGAAGGAGCUGAUAAACCUCCUCCACCUUCUAAUCCUUCAUCUUCUGUCACGACAAUUAUGAUUUUUCUUGGAGUAGCACUGCUUCUCUUUGCUUUGUUUCUUGUGAUUUUUUGGAAGUAAACUAAUAGGGCUAUGGCAAUGGUACAGUUGCCACACCACUAGCAAACAUUUUGGAACUGUUGACAAUUAGGGGGCUCUUAUUUUUUAUUUUUAUAUUAAGUAUUCAUACUCUAUUACUCUCUAAUACUAUUAUUAUCUGCUAAAACCACUCACCACGCCUGCAGGCUGCAUGCACUCAUUGCACUGAAGAGUAAAGGGAGAGACAGCGAGAUUAUAUUGCAGCUCGGAUUAUACAGAAGGGAUAACCAACUAGUUGGAACGUUAUGAAGGAUCUUAUUUCUAUGAUCCCUCGAAUAAAAGGAAAAACAAGCAACGCUAACGGUCUCUAUUUGGUCUUCCUUCUCCUUUUGUCAGGAGAUAUUGAGCUCAACCCUGGUCCAGGGGACCCAAGAGAUAUACUACGAGCAAAAUCUGAUACUCUUGCUAAUUUAAUUUCUGGCAAUCUUGACAGAGUAGCUGGAAAACUGAAUGCUAAGGGUCUAAUACCACAACAAGCGGUGGACGAUACCUCAAUAGCAGCUUAUAAUAGCUAUAGAAAAGCUGCUGCACUAGUGGGUGUACUGCUAAUACAAUUGCGUUCCUCUAAUAAUCCCCAACGGUAUUUCAUUGAUGUCUGCAAUGUCUUAAGGGAUAAGGGUUUAGGAGAUGAAGCAUUAGCAACACUUGCUGAUGAUAUGUUGAAGGAAUUGGGCAGUGUUCAACAAGGACAAAUGAAUGGGCAUGCUAAGGGUAGAGCAUCAAAUGGAAGAACAUCAAAUGGAAGAGCCACAGUAUACACUUCAUCACCGAGUAAACUAUCAAUCAAAGAUCUAAAAGAAGUGCUAGAUGAUUUGAGGGAAGGAGGUUUUUGUGAUAAUAGCUAUUAUGACCUUGGUCUGGAGUUAGGCCUCUAUCGUCGUACAUUGGGUAACAUUAAAGCAGAUAGUUAUAUAGCUUGUCUGAGGGAGUGUAUUGCAAGAUGGUUAGAAAGAGCUGAUAACGUUGAUGGUCAUGGAGGAGCAAAUUGGACCUCAUUGUGUAAUGCAGUAGAAAAGAUCGACAAAGCAGCAGCUGACUAUAUCAGAGACCAACAUCAUAUAAUGCCAUCAGCCCCAUCACAACCAAUUGAGCAAGCAAAUCAUCAAGAUCAUAAUGAAGCAUCACAAAUUACAAGUUCUAAUGAAGGGCCACGACAUAGACAGAAACCUUCUGAUGCUACUGAUAAUGAAUCAAAAGAAGCAGAAGAAACUGAUAGUACUCCACCUUCUAAUCCAUUGGUUCCUGAGGCUUCAUCUGACAAGCCACUCAAAUGGUAUGAAAAGAAAUCUGUCAUAGUAUUGGUUUUUUGCCUCGUGCUCCUUGCUUUUGUUGUGGACAAAAUAUUUUUAAAUGGCUACGUGAAAGAGCUAUUAUUAGCUAUUAUCGGUGUCAUACAUCAUUUCAAAUAGGCUUUUAUUUUUGUAUUAACUUAUAAAGUUUUGUGCAAAAGUUAUGAUUGCCUAGUUUUGUGUAAAAAUUUAUCACUGGCAUAAAUGUA